Stylophora pistillata is the source of this 5109-nucleotide messenger RNA. RefSeq lists its product as uncharacterized. Gene Ontology annotation, cellular component: cell cortex. Gene Ontology annotation, biological process: establishment of mitotic spindle orientation. NCBI's taxonomy places the organism in Eukaryota, Metazoa, Cnidaria, Anthozoa, Scleractinia, Pocilloporidae. The record is from RefSeq and is a predicted model, not a curated record. Gene Ontology annotation, molecular function: G-protein alpha-subunit binding; GDP-dissociation inhibitor activity.
GAACAGUCGGUUUUAAAAUAAUUUGGUCAUCAUCUUUGAAUCAGGCGACAAGGAAAGUUCAGGCUUAUGGGCAUUUUAGGAAUCAGAAAUCAUCGAAAGAGUUUAAUUUCCCAUAAAGACGCUGUUGAGCUUCCUUUAAUUUUGGUUCAUGCCUUUUUGAGUCGCGUGCAAAGGGAGUUCAAACUCCUCUUGCUCUUGACGGAGUCUGCAGUUACAGCAGAAUAGUUGAACGUUUUUGAUCGAAGGGACAAUUAUUUCCAAAGUCAUUUGUUUUGGUGAAGGCGGAAAACCGAAUCAGUUAUGGUGGAAGAAUUCACACCAGAGUCUGGAGUAAAACUUGAUUGUGAUGAAAGCACAUCUAAUGACACGACAGAGGAUCUCCAAGAUAAAGAGAGACUUGACGAUGCCACUUUGAGAGCGAAAGCAAAACUUUAUCUUGAGAAAGGCAACGAAGCUUACAAACAAGAAAAGGAUUACACAUGCGCAGUCCAUUUUUACACGCAAGGCAUUCAUGUGGAGUGCAAAGAUACCAGACUUAUCGCCAAACUAUACAGCAACAGGGCAACGGCUCAUUUCCAUCUGGGAUGUUACCGAGAAACACUGGCAGAUGCAAAGCUCGCUCUUCGACUGGAGCCAACACUCAUAAAAUCUUUAGAACGGGGAGCCUCUGCUUGCGUAAAACUACAGCUGUUUGAAGAAGCAAAACUCUUUUGUAUCGGGGGACGUAUGAUUGAUGGCAGCAGGAAAUGCUUUGCAGAAGUUUUGACAAAAUGUGCUGGUGAGUCACUGGAGGGCUCGCAAGAAACGCAAGAAAGCGAAGGAAAAAUUCAUAAUCACACUACAGCGAUACAAGUGUUAAAAAGCCACCACAUUCCCAUGGACUACCUUGAGCUACUUCUAUCAAUCGCCAUGGCAACGGGAGACAAAGCUCAAGAAAGUAAAUUUUGUGAAUUACUCGGUAAUUCUUAUGACAGAUUACGACAAUUUCAAACAGCCAUCAAGUAUUAUGAACUUUUUCUAAACAUCGCAAAAGAAGUGGGAGACAAAGAGGCAGAACAUAUAAGUUAUUACAAUCUUGGCAUUGCUUAUAAAAAAUUAGGACAAUUUCAAACAGCCAUCAAGUAUUAUGAACUUUCUCUAAACAUCGCCAAAGAAGUGGGAGACAAAGUGGCAGAAGGUAAAAGUUAUUGCAAUCUCGGCGGUGUUUAUAAUGAAUUAGGACAAUUUCAAACAGCCAUCAAGUAUUAUGAACUUUUUCUAAACAUCGCAAAAGAAGUGGGAGACAAAGAGGCAGAACAUAUAAGUUAUUACAAUCUUGGCAUUGCUUAUAAAAAAUUAGGACAAUUUCAAACAGCCAUCAAGUAUUAUAAACUUUCUCGAAACAUCGCCAAAGAAGUGGGAGACAAAGUGGCAGAAGGUAAAAUUUCUUACAAUCUCGGCGGUGUUUAUAAUGAAUUAGGAAAAUUUCAAACAGCCAUUGAGUAUCUAGAGCAUGCCAUAAACACGGCAAAAGAAGUGGGAGACAAAGAGGCAGAACAUAUAAGUUAUUACAAUCUUGGCAUUGCUUAUAAAAAAUUAGGACAAUUUCAAACAGCCAUCAAGUAUUAUGAACUUUCUCUAAACAUCGCCAAAGAAGUGGGAGACAAAGUGGCAGAAGGUAAAAGUUAUUGCAAUCUCGGCGGUGUUUAUAAUGAAUUAGGACAAUUUCAAACAGCCAUUGAGUAUCUAGAUCAUGCCAUAAACACGGCAAAAGAAGUGGGAGACAAAGAGGCAGAGCAUAUAAGUUAUUACAAUCUUGGCAUUGCUUAUCAUGACCUAGGACAAUUUCAAACAGCCAUCAAGUAUUAUGAACUUUCUCUAAACAUCGCCAAAGAAGUGGGAGACAAAGAGGCAGAAGGAAAAAGUUAUUGCAAUCUCGGCGGUGUUUAUAAUAAAUUAGGACAAUUUCAAACAGCCAUUGAGUAUCUAGAUCAUGCCAUAAACACGGCAAAAGAAGUGGGAGACAAAGAGGCAGAACGUUGUAGUUAUUGCAAUCUCGGCAAUGCUUAUCAUGAACUAGCACAAUUUCAAACAGCCAUCAUGUAUCAUGAACUUUGUAUAAACAUCGAAAAAGAAGUGGGAGACAAAGCUAGAGAAGGUAGAAGUUAUAGCAAUCUCGGCAAUGCUUAUAAAGAUUUAGGACAAUUGCAAACAGCCGUCAAGUAUUAUGAAUUUUCUCUAAACAUUGCAAAAGAAGUGGGAGACAAAGCUGGAGAACGUAGAAUUUAUUGCAAUCUUGGCUAUGGUUAUAAUGGAUUAGGACAUUUUCAAACAGCCAUUGAGUAUCUAGAUCAUGCCAUAAACACGGCAAAAGAAGUGGGAGACAAAGAAGUAGAAGGUAAAAGUUAUUGCAAUAUCGGCGGAGCCUAUCUAAGUUUAGGAGAAUUUCAAACAGCAAUCAAGUAUUAUGAACUUUCUCUAAACAUCGACAAAGAAGUGGGAAACAAAGCUGAAGAAGGUAUAGCUUAUUGCAACCUCGGCAAUGCUUAUCAAGUUUUAGGACAAUUUCAAACAGCCAUCGAGUACUAUGAACUUUCUCUAAAAAUCGCAAAAGAAAUGGAAAAAAAAAUGCUAGAAAUUAGCAUUUAUGGCAGUCUCGGCAGUACUUAUAGCACAUUAGGACAAUUUCAAACAGCCAUCAAGCAUUAUGAACUUUCUCUAAACAUCGCAAAAGAAGUUGAAGACAAAGCUGGAGAAGGAAAAACCUUAAGCGAUCUCGGCGUUGUUUACCAAGGGUUACGACAAUUUCAAACAGCCAUCGAGUGUUAUGAACUUUCUCUACAAAUCGCAAAAGGAGUGGGAGACAGAGCUAUAGAAGGUACGAUUAAUUGCAAUCUCGGCAUAUCAAAUUUUUGUUUAGGAAAUUCUGAAACAGCCGUCGAGUACUUUGUACGCGCUUCAAAUAUUACAAAAGAAGUGGGGGAUAAACUUUCAGCAGCUAAAUCAUUUCGUGGUCUUGGUGAAACUCUGUGUACCAGAGGAAAUUUCCAUGAGGCUUUCAAUUGCUUUCACUCUAGUUUACUUCUGCUUCACGAGAUCAGGGCGAAUUUUCAAUCUAAAGAGGAGUGGAAGAUUAGCUUCCGUAAUUCGAGUGUAGAUUUAUAUACUCCAUUGUGGAAGCUACAUUUAUAUCUAGGUGAAGAGGUUCUGGCUCUUCACACCGCUGAACAAGGUCGUGCAGAGGCUCUGAGAGAUCUCCUAGAAUUAAAAUAUGGGUAUGAACAAGAACACUGCCAGUCAUUCUCUCCAAAGAAAUCUACAAUUACCCUCUUGAGUUGCCUUCCACCAAAUACAGUCUUUAUAGCAGUUGACCAUGGAACUAUUUUCUACUGGGUUGUUCAGAAUGGCAAAGAAGUGACAUUAAGAGAAAACCGAGUUAAUAAUUAUAUUUCAAAAGAGGAGCUCACCAUUUUCAUUGAGACUGUUCUCGGAAAACUUGGAAUGAAAGUUCAUGUCAAAGAUGAAGGCCGUUCGUACUUUGAGACGUGCGAUCAAAGAGGCAAAAACGAUUUUCUUUUCAGUAAUCCUUCCCAGGAAGACAUAUUGAAGAAACUUUACGAGAUCGUCAUUGCCCCAAUCGCAGAUCUCGUGGAAGGAAAUGAGAUCUGCUUGGCUCCCGAAGGUCCAUUGUGGUUGGUCCCCUAUGCUGCAUUGCUGGACUCCGAAUUAAAACAUCUGUGCGACUCUCUCCGGAUCCGAAUGAUUCCAUCCCUGACCGCUUUGAAAUUGAUCAAUGAUUGCCCAGCAGACUUCCACUGUAAGACGGGCGCGCUGCUCGUUGGUGAUCCAUAUUUGGGUGAAGUUCUUUACAAGAAUAGGAAGCUGCCUGAGUUACAAGGCGCAAGAAAAGAAGUCAAGAUGAUUGGAGAUAUCCUAGGAACUGAUCCCCUUGUUGGAGAAAACGCGACAAAAAUGGAAGUGAUGAAGCGACUCUCCUCCGUCACCUUAGUGCACAUUGCAGCGCAUGGUCGAUUAGGAUCAGGUGAGAUCUUUUUGGCGCCAAACCCCACACGGAUUAAUUAACAACCUGAAGAGAGAGAUUACUUACUGACCAUGAAAGAUGUGUCACAAGCUAAGCUACGAGCAAGACUGGUCGUGCUAAGUUGCUGUCACAGCGCAACGGGGACAAUAAUGGCUGAGGGUGUGGUUGGCAUCGCGCGAGCUUUCAUGGGUGCGGGUGCUCGCUCUGUGUUGGUGUCACUGUGGGCGCUUGGUGACGAGGCUACUCUGGAGUUCAUGAAACACUUCUAUGGAGAACUUUUACAAGGAAAGAAAGCCAGUGAAAGUCUACAUCGAGCCAUGGAAUGCAUGAAAAAGUCUGAAAAAUACAAGGACAUGAUGUUUUGGGCCCCAUUCGUCCUUCUUGGUGAUGAUGUGACAUUGGAAUUAACCAAAAAUGACACCGUCUAAUUUCGCAAUGCAGACCAGGACCAAUUCAGCAUGGUUGACUAAUUUGACUGCGCGUUUUAUCUACCUCCUUGACGAAGUAUUUUGAGUUAUCUUCAGAAGAAAGACACAAGGACUAUAGUGCUACUUAAAUGAUUAAGAUAAAAGCAAUUUUAAGAUAAAAGCAUGCCCAGGAAAGGAGAAUUCAGUUAACAAUCCUAAGAAGUAAAUUGACAUUCCUAAAAAUCACAGCGCCAUUUUGGUUAAUAAUGAGGUGGUUUUUCAGGAAAUGUACGGUAUUCGCGCAAUUUUUCGCGUGUUCGUUUCGAGACAAGUUUUUUGAUAAUCUGAUUUCAGUUUAUUUUAUAUCACUGAUGACGUCUGAAGAGGCAUUCUACGCAAGAAUCAACUAAACUUUGUUUGAAAUUUUUGACCCUCGUGCCAAUUGAAAUAUUUCAUACAGUUAGGUAUGGAAACAUGUUAAAAAUGGCUUAAUCAGUUUACUUUUAUGUUUCAACGCUGAAUAAGCGUUCCGCCAUGGACACAAAAACUCGAGAUAAUUACGGUAAUUAAACGAUUAUUUUAAUAACCGAUGGCAUUCUUGUGUCGAAGAAGUUACGAGUCUUCAUCCACCCUUUUAACAGUGCUCUUUUUUCUUCGAUCGGAGCUGAUCUUAUUUAUAUA